This is a messenger RNA of Chara braunii, 1281 nucleotides long. Lineage: Eukaryota; Viridiplantae; Streptophyta; Charophyceae; Charales; Characeae. The record is from the annotation of a GenBank genome assembly.
CGGAGGAAAGUAUUGUUGGGUUGGUUUCCUACCUGCGUGUUCCCUCCCACCCACCCUUUGCAUGCAUUUUCCGGGUUGGUACAGUGACACGUCAACAGUACCACAUCAACAAUGACACGUCAGACACAGUGCCACGUCAGCAGUGCCACGUCAGCAGUGCCACGUGAGCAGUGCCUCAUCAGCAGUGCCACAUCAGACACAGUGCCACGUCAGCAGUGCCACAUCAGCAGUGCCACGUCAGCAGUGCCAUGUCAGCAGUGCCAUGUCAGACACAGUGCCAUGUCAGACAGUGCCACGUCAGCAGUGCCACAUCAGACAGUGCCACGUCAGCAGUGCCCCGCCACCAUGACGGGCGCAGCUCUGGGCAUGCCAGGCCAACUGGCCAACGAGWCCAUUGCCGACUACAAAAAGCGUUUCCAGGCUCAGCUCGCUGCAAUCGAGGCUGAGGAACAACGCCAGCUGGCAGCCAAGGCUGCCCAGCUACAGGCUGAAGAAGCGGCAACAGCAGAGAAGCUGCGGCUACAGGCCAAAGCAGACCGAGAUACCCAGGCUCGCCGAAAGGAAGCCCAGGAUCUGCUGCUGCGGCACAAAGCCAAGAGCAUCGACAGACUCAAGUACUGGCACUUUGAACCGAACGGCAACGAGCCAACACCGGAAGAGCAGCAUAAGGAGUUCUUGGCCAAGCUCGUGGCCAGGCUGGCUGUACCAGGACCAGCUGCUGGGGCUUCCAGCAGUGCAUCCUCUAGCCGCCAACUGGAGGAACGCGUUGACCACGUAGCGGCAAUGCUAGGAGACAUAAGUGCCUUCACAGAGCCGGCCACCAUCAGCCAGCGGUUCGAGUUGCUGGACACCAAGAUCAGUCAGCAACAGCAGACCGACCAGAGUCACAACAACAGCUCGGCGAGGCCAUACAAGAUGCCGACGUUCCGGAUCGAGAAAUUUGAUGACUACACACAUCAAGACCCAGUCGCCUGGUGGCAAGGAUUUACAACGGAGUUGGGGAUCCACGAGGUCCCUGACCAUCUGUUCAUCAGUGCUCUGUUCAUCAACACCAAGGGAGGAUGUCAGAUCUGGCUCAGCCACAUGGCAACCAUCCACGGCGUCCAGGUUUCAGACCUGCACAAGAAGGUCACCUGGGAGGAUAUGACAAAGGAAUGGAAGAAGCGGUUCAUAGUGGAUGACGCACCCGCGCUCGCCAUCAACCGCAUCUUCGCGAUGGCUUAAUGGAGCACACCGACACGUGACUGGCUCACGGAUUGGCAGAAGAUUGUGGCCACGCCC